GCGUUGUCCUGGACAACAAACGACCCCGCGAAACUACAUAUAGCCUUCCCUUUGCGACCGGUCUCAUCGCCGCUUUUGUUCUCUGUCCUCUUUAUACUACUCUCCUCGCUGCCGCGCAGCCCACCUUUCUCUCCGCCAUGUCGACGACCAAGACGUCUACCCAGCAGCAGGCCGCUUCCAAGUCAAAGCACGGGCAUGCAGCAUCGCACGCGCAGCCGGCACCGCGAAAAGUGCGUUUCAACGUCGGCACACAAUAUCAGGUGCUGGAUGUCGUCGGCGAGGGGGCGUACGGGAUUGUGUGCUCAGCAGUGCACAAACCUAGCGGGCGGAAGGUCGCGAUAAAGAAGAUUGCGCCGUUCGAGCACUCGAUGUUCUGCCUGCGGACGCUGCGAGAGCUCAAGCUCCUCAAAUUCCUCAGCGAGGCUGGUGUCUCGGAGAACAUCAUUUCGAUUUUAGAUAUCAUCAAGCCUCCCUCAAUAGACCAGUUCAAAGAAGUCUACCUUAUCCAAGAACUCAUGGAAACCGACAUGCACCGCGUCAUCCGCACGCAGGACCUUUCCGACGACCACGCCCAGUACUUCAUCUACCAGACCCUGCGCGCACUCAAGGCGCUGCACUCGGCCGACGUCAUCCACCGCGACCUCAAGCCGUCAAAUUUGCUGCUCAACGCCAACUGCGACCUCAAGGUAUGCGACUUUGGCUUGGCGCGCUCGGUGAAGACGGCCGAGCCGUCGGGCACCGAGACGGGCUUCAUGACAGAGUAUGUCGCGACGCGGUGGUACCGCGCGCCCGAGAUCAUGUUGACGUUCAAGCAGUAUACGAAGGCCAUCGACGUAUGGUCGGUCGGGUGCAUCCUCGCCGAGAUGCUGUCCGGCAAACCGCUCUUCCCGGGGCGGGACUACCACCACCAGCUGACGCUCAUCCUCGACGUGCUCGGCACGCCCACGCUCGACGAGUUCUACGCGAUCACGACGCGCCGCUCGCGCGAUUAUAUCCGCGCGCUGCCCUUCCGCAAGAAGCGGCCGUUCAGCCAGCUGUUCCCGAACGCGAACCCGCUCGCCGUGGAUUUCCUCACGAAGACGCUGACGUUUGACCCUAAGAAGCGGAUUACGGUCGAGGAGGCGCUGGCGCAUCCGUAUCUGGAAGCAUACCAUGACCCUGAAGAUGAGCCCGUUGCACCUCCUCUGGACCCGGAGUUCUUCGAAUUUGACUUGCACAAGGACGACAUCAGCCGGGAACAGCUCAAGGAGCUAUUAUACGAGGAGAUCAUGUCCUUCCGCCCGGCACCCAUGACAUAAUCCAUGUGAUUGCUUGUGUAGGGAUUUUGGACGGCUGUAGAUGAUCUUUUGGCUGAUUUGGACUUUUGGUUUGGUUGACUUGCUUUGACGAGUAGGAGGGAUGGGAUGGGACGGGGAAGAAUACCACUUUGUAUCGUUUGUAACUUUUAUCGCACUCACGCAGCACGCAUGCACGCACGCUUACAUCGAACACGACUGGUCAAUCCAUUUCAUGCGUUUUUGGAAUACAAUGCCUUGGCU
Molecule: messenger RNA, 1538 nt
Organism: Gloeophyllum trabeum ATCC 11539
Lineage: Eukaryota; Fungi; Basidiomycota; Agaricomycetes; Gloeophyllales; Gloeophyllaceae
Product: mitogen-activated protein kinase
Exons: 9
Coding region: 138-1298 (386 amino acids)
Biological process (GO): protein phosphorylation; intracellular signal transduction
Cellular component (GO): cytoplasm; nucleus
Molecular function (GO): ATP binding; MAP kinase activity
Source: RefSeq, a predicted model, not a curated record